AUGGCGCUCAACGCGUCCUCGCACAACUCGACCGGCGAGAAGACGGCGCCCAACACUGCGCCACCACCCGAGCUCGGCGCAGACGUCAAGAAGGACAUCCUGGGUGCUGCUGAACACGACGCUACCGGCCAACAUGCCCCCGGCCGUGAGAACGAAAAGGGCGUAGAGAAGAAGGAGAAGUCGGCCAAGGAGCUGGAGAAGGAGCGCAAGAAGGCUGAGAAGGAUGCAAAAUUCAAGGCAAAGAAGGCAGCAGCCGCCGGUGCCGCCAAAGACGGCGCCGCCGCUCCAGCCAAGGAAAAGAAGAAGAAGGGCAAGGAGGAGGAACAACUACCCGCGUACGUCGAGGAAACCCCAAAGGGCGAGAAGAAGAGGCUGAAGCCCCUGGACGACCCAUACACAAAGGCAUACAUUCCCAAGGUCGUCGAGUCGGCGUGGGAUGCAUGGUGGGACUCUCAGGGCUUCUUCAAGCCUCAGUUCACCGAGAACGGUGAGAACAAGGGUCCGGGCCACUUUGUCAUUCCCAUCCCGCCGCCUAACGUUACUGGAAAGCUGCACUGUGGACAUGCUCUCGCUACGAGUUUACAGGAUGUUCUCAUCAGGUGGCAUAGGAUGAGAGGCUACACUACUCUGUACCUGCCUGGUUGCGAUCACGCAGGUAUCGCUACACAGUCCGUUGUAGAGAAGAUGCUCAAGCGACGGGAAAACAAGACGCGAUACGACCUUGGUCGUCAAAAGUUCCUUGAGAGGACCAUGGAAUGGAAAGAAGAGUACCAUCAGCACCUCACAAACACACUGCGGAGAAUGGGUGGUUCGUUCGAUUGGUCGCGCGAGGCUUUUACCAUGGACGAGAACUGCUCCAAGGCUGUUACCGAGACCUUCGUCCGUCUGCAUGAAGAUGGUCUGAUUUACCGUAGUAACAGGUUGGUCAACUGGUGCACGGCUCUCAACACGGCGCUUAGUACACUCGAGGUCGACAACAAAGAUCUAGCGGGUCCUACCAAGUUGUCCGUGCCUGGGUAUGAGAGAAUGGUAGAGUUUGGUGUCCUCACACACUUCAAGUAUGCCAUCGAAGGCACCGACCAAUUCAUCGAGAUUGCUACCACCCGUCCCGAAACCAUGUUGGGUGACUCUGGUAUCGCUGUCCACCCCAAGGAUGACCGUUACAAGGAUCUCGUCGGCAAGAAGGCUCGCCAUCCCUUUAUCGACCGCCUCAUGCCCAUUGUCGCCGACGAAUAUGUUGACCCCGAGUUUGGUACUGGUGCUGUGAAACUCACACCAGCGCACGACCCCAACGAUUUCAACCUGGGAAAGAAGCAUGGUCUCGAGUUCAUCAACAUCCUGAACGAUAACGGAACCAUGAACAAGAACGCUGGUCAGUUCGAAGGAAGCAAGCGUUUUGAUGUCCGCUACACUGUCGUCGAUGCGCUAAAGAAGGAGGGACUCUUUGUCAAGACGGAACCCAACCCCAUGAAGGUGCCGAUCUGUUCAAGGUCUGGAGAUGUCAUCGAGCCCAUCAUGAAGCCGCAAUGGUGGAUGAAGAUGGACAGUCUCGCCAAGCCCGCCAUCGAGGCUGUCGAGAAGGGUGAUAUCAAGAUCAGGCCCGCAACCUCAGAAAAAGUCUAUAUGCAUUGGAUGAACAACAUCCAAGACUGGUGCUUGUCACGACAGCUAUGGUGGGGUCACCAAAUCCCCGCUUAUUUCGUUGAAAUCGAAGGCGAGGCAGGUGACCGAACGGAAGAUGAACGCUGGAUCACUGGCCGGACAGAAGAGGAGGCACGAGCGAAGGCGGAGAAGAAGUUCCCUGGCAAGAAGUUUACGCUGUCGCGGGACGAGGAUGUCCUCGAUACAUGGUUCUCCUCUGGUCUGUGGCCGUUCUCCACCCUGGGCUGGCCCAACCAGACAGCCGACUUGGACAAGCUCUUCCCCACAUCUGUUCUAGAGACUGGAUGGGAUAUUCUCUUCUUCUGGGUUGCCAGAAUGAUCUUCCUGUCGCUUUACCUUACCGGAAAGGUUCCGUUCAAGGAGGUAUACUGUCAUUCGCUCAUUCGUGACUCCGAGGGCAGAAAGAUGUCCAAGUCGCUGGGUAACGUUGUAGACCCUGUCGACAUCAUGGAUGGUAUCACAUUGCAAAAGCUGCACGACCAGCUUCGUGCGGGCAACCUUGACCCCAAGGAGUUGACCAAGGCGGAGAAGUAUCAAAAAACUGCCUUCCCCCAGGGUAUUCCUGAAUGCGGCGCUGAUGCGUUGCGCAUGGCCCUUGUUGGAUACACCACCGGAGGAGGAGAUAUUUCCUUUGACGUGAACGUUAUCCACGGAUACCGCAGGUUCUGCAACAAGAUCUAUCAGGCCACGAAGUACGUCAUUGGACGUCUGGGAGAAGACUUCACCCCUCGGGAGAAGGUCACGAAGGGAGGUUCAGAGUCACUACCUGAGCGAUACAUCUUGCAUCAGCUCAAUGUUGCCGCCAAGAAGAUCAACGAUCAUCUGGAGGCACGCGAGUUCAGUCUUGCCACCCAGACCGCCUACAAGUACUUCUACGAGUACCUGUGCGACACGUACAUUGAGAACAGCAAAGCCAUCUUCGACGAAGGUAGCGAAGAGCAGAAGGAAAGCGCGAAACAGACACUCUACACCGCCAUCGAGGGGGGUCUCAACAUGAUCCACCCCUUCAUGCCCUUCCUGACAGAGGAGCUCUGGCAGCGUCUCCCUCGCCGACAAGGCGACAAGACGCCCUCAAUCACUAUUGCACCCUUCCCUCAGUACACACCAGACUUUGAAGACGCGACCGCAAACGCAGAAUACGAGCUCCUUGUCGACAGCGCAAAGGGUCUGCGUUCGCUGACGGCUGAAUACGCCAUCAAAGAAGGCGCAGCCACCUAUAUCCAAUCCCUCACCCAAGCCACCCACGCCACCCUCACAACCCCGACCUCCCUCCCUUCCAUCCGCUCGCUUGCCGGAAAGACUGUGGCCGACAUUACGAUCCUGUCGCCCACGGAUACGGCACCGUCUGGCUGCGCCGUCUACACCAUUGGCACGUCUGCGACGGCGUACCUCGACGUUAAGGGUCGCAUUGAGCUCGAUAAAGAGAUUUCCAAGGCGGCAGACCGGCUGAACAAGGCUAAUGAGACGAUUGCGCGCCAGAAGAAGAUUAUGGAUGAUGAGUGGGAAAGCAAAGUUAGUGAUGCUGUUAAAGAGCAGGAGAGGGAGAAGUUGAGGACGGCGGAGUUGGAAGCGAGGAAUUGGGAGGCUAGUAUUGGACAGUUUGAGAAGAUGAAGAUUGACUAUUCUGGUAUCCCUGUAUCCAGCGCUCUUCAUGGUUUGGGAACCAUUGCGAGGCAGCGUGCUGGCUUGCUUGGAGGAGUUGUCAAGUUGACCUAUAUAACUUCGUUCAUCACCUCCGAGGGUACAAGUCUCGUUGAUAUCAUAGGUGGUUUGCCGAACGAGUGGGUUGUUGACGCCGACGGAAACGUCAGCUUCCAGGCAGAUUUGGUCGAUAGAUUGUACCAUGAUGUCCCACGAGAAGAGGCAGAGGAGAUGAUUGCCGCACUUCGACCUCAUGCGCUGGGGGCUUUACAAGGAAAGAUGAAAUCGCCCGCAGCUUGGAGAGAGAUCCCCGUUGCUUACAUGGUUUGCGAGGAGGAUAGAGCGUUGCCAGCUGGUGCGCAAGACGCAAUGAUACAGGGCGUGAAAGCAGCAGGAGCAGAUGUAGAGAUUGACCGGGUCGCUGCUUCUCACAGUCCGUAUCUUUCACAGCCUGACACGGUUGUCAAGUUUCUUUUGAGAGCAGCGGGAGAAGUGGUAGAUGAGCUACCACACGACUUUUCCGACACGAUGGCCAACUCGAUAUCUGCAGACGGCGAUACCCAGCUCAGCUCUACGGCCCGCUACUCCCUGCGAAAACGUCUUGAACGCUCCCCUACUUCGAAUCGUUUACGGCAAAAGAAGCGUGUCUACCGUACUCGUGGCGGUCUAGUCUCAUUACGAAACAUACCCGAUGAGUUUGUCUCCAUCGUCGAGUUCAACUCGCAGACUCCCCUUCUGCAUCUUCCCGGUGAACUGCGGACCGAGAUAUUCAAGUACGCUCUCGGCGGUAUGCACAUAGUCUAUGGUGAUUUCAGAGGAUACAGCACGUGGGCCACCGUAGUCCACACCACCAGCGGCGUUUCCGUCUCUUGGCCGCAAGGGUGCAAGUUCACUCUGCCGCGCGUCUGCCGUCAAGUAUACUCUGAAACUGCUACGCUUGUGUAUUCGCAAAACAUAUUCCAGUUCCCAUCCAUUAGAAGUAUUGAUCGCUUCUUUCAAUCCCGCAAGCUGGCUCAGAUGGAAGCGAUUACGACACUUGUUGUCGAGCCGCUCUGGGCGAACUAUCCUGAUGGAAAGGAUUGUUUGGUACAGAUCCUCGGACGUUUGACAAGACUAACGGGACUGCGCAAACUGUAUCUGAAGCGAUUUCAGGGCCUGUGGGGGAGGAAACGUAUCUUCGACCAUGUCAGGGAAGCGGAAGCUCUUGUGGCGAAGGGGUUGGCUGGCGAUCUUGAGGUGGUAUUUGUGACCUUGCAGGGAGUGGGAACUGAGCAUCGUACGAUACUUCCCUAG
This is a messenger RNA of Alternaria burnsii, 4596 nucleotides long. RefSeq names its product valyl-trna synthetase. The coding region runs from base 1 to 4596 and encodes 1531 amino acids. Gene Ontology annotation, molecular function: aminoacyl-tRNA deacylase activity; ATP binding; valine-tRNA ligase activity. Gene Ontology annotation, biological process: valyl-tRNA aminoacylation. NCBI's taxonomy places the organism in Eukaryota, Fungi, Ascomycota, Dothideomycetes, Pleosporales, Pleosporaceae. The record is from RefSeq and is a predicted model, not a curated record. Gene Ontology annotation, cellular component: cytosol. The transcript is spliced from 7 exons.